This is a messenger RNA of Dovyalis caffra, 360 nucleotides long. NCBI's taxonomy places the organism in Eukaryota, Viridiplantae, Streptophyta, Magnoliopsida, Malpighiales, Salicaceae. The record is from the annotation of a GenBank genome assembly.
AUGGAGAAGGCUUCUAACACCCUUGACUACAUUCUUGACACUGUACCUGUGGUACACCCUCUGGAAUCCUACCUUUCACUCCUCAAGUUUGAAGGGAAGCUUAUCAUAAUUGGCGCUGUUCCUAGGCCUUUGCAGUUUAUUGCAAGUGAUUUGAUUCUAGGGAAGAAAUCAAUUAGCGGGAGCUUCGUUGGGGGCAUCGAAGAGACACAGGAAUUACUGGACUUUUGGGCAGAGAGAGGCUUGACAUCGAUGAUAGAGAUAGUGAAGAUGGAUUAUGUGAACAAGGCUUUUGAGAGAAUGGAAAGGAAUGAUGUAAGGUAUAGGUUCGUGCUGGAUGUGGCCGGCAGCAACCUCGAAUGA